Messenger RNA from Ostrea edulis (European flat oyster), 3421 nucleotides. RefSeq names its product receptor-type tyrosine-protein phosphatase mu-like. Lineage: Eukaryota; Metazoa; Mollusca; Bivalvia; Ostreida; Ostreidae. Gene Ontology annotation, biological process: protein dephosphorylation. The coding region runs from base 337 to 2667 and encodes 776 amino acids. The record is from RefSeq and is a predicted model, not a curated record. The transcript has 17 exons. Gene Ontology annotation, molecular function: protein tyrosine phosphatase activity.
CAUUCACUGUCCCUAAGUUUGCAGUGAAUUUAUUUUUAUAUCUGAACAUUCCAAAGCGUAUGAUAGUUUCCGAUCGAAUUCUAUAUUCAAAUCCAUAAAAUGUCUACAUAGUAUAUAACACGAUGUUAGUAUCUUUCACGGAGUAGUACUAACACAAAACAUAUUUCUCUGUCACUAAACGUAAACAAGAGAUGUUGGGCGGACGGAAGUAUCAUCAAAGGCCGUUGAAAACCGAGGGGGGAUUAAUACCAGAUCGUUAAUAUGUACUCUCAUAAGGAUUGUCUGGUUCUCUCACAAACACGAUUAAUUCGUUAUAUAUGAUUGUCAAAGGCAAUUAUGAACUAUAAUCAACACUACAUCGUAUUGAUGAAAUAUCUAUAUGCAGUUGUUCCAAUAUUUUCAUCUAAAAUUUUAGAGACAUCACCAUAUGCAGUUUCUGUACAGUCGCAGCAGACAUCAACUAAUGGUUCUUUUUCUGCCAAUCUUGGUUGUGAUGGCGACAUGGAGACCUUCUCUCUAACCAAUGAUGGAGUUAAUCAGUCCUGGUCCCUUGAACUGGACAAUAUUUAUACGAUUGAUUGGAUCUUUCUCUCCAUUGGUGCUGGUACCUACAGCAUUUAUGUAGAACUAAUUGGGAGUCCACCAGUGAGGUGUACGGAUAUUAGACAAUCUGAACAAAUGAAACCUACACUGUUUCAGCAACUGAUAACAUGUGAAUAUCCUAUCGUUGCCUACCGGAAAGGAAAUAGAAUUAGCUUAACUCGAACAGGAAAUGGACCAAUCAAAGUGUUUGAAUUAAAACCAAUAGGACUUUCUGGUAUCAAUCAAUCAGUGCUGCUGAACUUUACGGAAUAUUCGAUGAAAUUUUCAAAAGCUUUAGAUAACGACAUGGACACUUUUUACCAUUCACCAGAGAAGAUCCAUGCGUCUUGGUUCCUGAAAUUGAACAGAAACUAUGUGAUUAAGUGGAUUCUUAUUUCGACAUGGGGAGGAAAUUAUGAAGUACAUAUUAAAGAAGAUGGCGCAAUAACGAGUUCGUCAACAAUGUGUCAGAAUUUCAGUCUCCAUGGAAUAAAACAACAAAACAUAGCCUUGGAAUGUUACAAAGAAAUGAAGGGGGAUACUAUUCUAAUAAAAAGAACCGAUGACGGACCAUUGAGGCUCUUUGAAGCGUAUCCUAUAAUAUGUUCUUCAGAUCGCUAUGGACCAAACUGCGCUAAAUGCAGAACAGAGUGUAUUUCUUGUAGUCCUAUAACAGGUGUCUGUAACCAAUGUCAUGGAGCGUUCUAUGGUCACUUCUGUCUGAACCAAUGUCCGACAAACUGUCUCAACGCAAAGUUUGACCAGACAUCAGGGACGUGUGAGGACUUUUUAGAGGGUUACUAUGGAAAGUGUUGCACUGAUGAAAUCACUACAGCGUCAACAAUUAAAGGUACAGAAGCUAAAGUGUUCACGCGAAAAAUCAACAAUGACGAGAUCAGCACUAACUGUGAUGAGGACACCACCAUUACUGACAAAAUGGUUGUCGAACAAGAUACGGAGAGAGUGGUAUAUAACCUGACUGUCAUAUUGCUGACUGUUCUCGUGGUGUUAAUUCUGGUAUUGAUCCUAACUGUGGUUGUCCUCUUCAACAAAAGCAAGAAAACAGGAAAAGACAAACCAGAAAAAGAAAAUGGCCUCCUCGUGGAAUUCCAUAGAGUGGAGUCACGAAAUGAGUCGGAGCUGGAGGAGAUUCCUCAGGACGAGUCUAUCUUCGUAGAGGAGGAAAUCGUUACCGUAGAGUACAGUAAUUUGAUGUCGCAAAGAAUUUCUAUUGAUCAAUUCAUCAGAGAAUUACCAGAGAAAAAGGACAACGAAGUACUAGCGAAAGAAUUCAAUGAUCUUCCCACUGGACUACUAGAAUCUUAUUCGAAUGCCCUGAGGGCAUCCAACAGAACGAGAAACCGAUACAGAGGCAUUUAUCCAUAUGACUAUAAUCGUGUGAAGUUGAUGAGAGAAGAUUUAAAUGACAGCGAUGACUUUGUCAAUGCAUCCUACAUUAAUGGUCUCAACAAGGAACGAAGCUACAUCGCUGCGCAAGGUCCUUUCACCCCCAAGACGUUGGAGGAUUUCUGGACCGUGAUCUGGCAGAACGACUCAACACGGAUCGUUAUGCUGACUAAUCUUUACGAGGGAGACAGAAUGAAGUGCCUGAAGUACUGGCCGGACACGCUGCUGGACAUUGGUCCUUACGUCAUCACACUGGACACUGUGGACGUGUAUGAUCACUAUAUCCUGCGAUAUAUGACUGUUAAACAUCAGGAUGAAGAGAAGAGGGUAACACAGUUCCACUUCACCACUUGGCCGGACAACUCCGUCCCAGAUGAUAUUAUGUCACUCAUAUGCUUCCGUAACCUAGUAAGAAAUGGACUGAUGAUUUUAGAUGGGCCAGUGGUCGUCCAUUGCAGCGCCGGGGUUGGUAGAACGGGGACGUUUAUCUCCCUUGAUUAUCUCCUGGAAGAGAGCGUUACGGAGCAGACCAUUGAUGUCAGGGGAUAUGUUGCUUCUCUAAGACAGCAGCGGGUAGGAUCUGUACAAACAUGUGAGCAGUACAUCUUUCUCCAUGAUGCACUGGUUGAAGGACUUACAAACAUGAACGUUCGCCAUAGCUGUCUAUCUGUGUUGUAAUGCUGUUUUGUCGGGCUGCGCUGUCUGUUCUAAUAUUAUGGAUUUUCAAACUGUACAUGCGUUUCUGCGGAAAUAAUGUUUUCAUUUCUGCGUGAUUAAUGUAAAUUUUAAAAUAUUUCAUAUUUCUAAAAUUAAUAGGAUACGUAUUUAAUUCGGGAUUGAACAUACUGUUAAUAUUAGCCUUAGAAUUGCAUUGUCUCUAGAAAUAAAUUGAGCGUAUUAGCAUAAAAAAAUUGAUAAACAUUAGAAUAAUUGUCAAAUUGUACUAUAUUGAUAUUGUUUGAGGUUCAAUUUAUUUCAUAUCUUACUGUAUAUCUAUAUAUUCAUUCCUGAAAUACAGCAAGGAUGACUUUGUGCAGUGUUUUGUUGCUUCAAGACUACUCUGGAUAUUCCCACAACUAGUGAUAUAUUCAAUUCACAAUUAACUCUUCGUGCUGAAGAGACAUCUUUGAUGCUUGUGUCAAGUUCUUAUCUUGAGUUUAUGUAUGAAACGAGUUUUAAAAAAAUGUUAUUCUCUUGCAACUGUUUUCUACACGGCAUUUUGAUUGGCUUUUGCACUGAGGUUCGAGGUAGUUAAACGUACAUGAACAAGACGGAAAGCUUUGUAUUGUGAUUGAUGGCAUACUACAAUGAUGACAUAGUAUAAUGACGCAAAAACGAAAUCAUUUCGUGACGUUUUUCAUAAAAUAAAAAAAGCAAAUCUCAACGAAAUAAGACGUAAACAUGAAGAAAUUUUCAAAUUGUAUUAAAUAAG